AUGGCGACAAUCUCUAUCUCCUGGGGAACCGUCAAAUCCCUCCUCAUAUUCUUCGGCCCAGUCUUACUACCACGCUUGAUUACUGCCUAUCGCAACCUCCGCGCAUCCAUUGCAAGCUGUCCUCCACCACGCCCUCUCCCCGCAGCCCCAGGCCGCGCACUCAACAUCCUAUUCGGCAGCAUCGUCUUCUUCCUCCUCCUGAGCCUCCCAUUCAACCCUCACGCGCCCGAACCCAACAUCUUCACUCUGACCCGCUCACGCAUCAACACUCCGACAGACAUCGUCUUCGCCCGCCUCGCACGAUUCCGCCCUGAUGCCCUCCUCACCGCAGCCGACAACCUCCUCCAAUCCAAGUUCACCUCCCUCGGUGCCCGCAAGGUCUACCUGACCUAUGGCCCAGAUGCCUUGACCUCAUGCCAGUACUGCUCCUUCGACAACCUCAACACUUUCCUCAUGUACUACCUGCCCUUCCACGUCCUGCUCCCACAUCUGGUUCACCUCAUGAUCCUCGGCAUUGCCACCUCUGCACCCAUCGCAGGCCGUGAAUCUGCCCGCUGGCGGACGAAGUUCACCAUGGCUGGUAUGGCACUGGCCGCUAUCGAUGUCUACAUAGUAGCAAGCUACGACGCGGUCUCGAGCGCAUCACCGUCCGUGCGGUCGGGACAGACCCCGCCCUCCGGCCUCUACAAUAGUAUCACACUGCUGCGACCGCUGGCCUUCGUGGUCUGCGACGUCGUCUGUUCAGUGGUGCUAUACCUCUCCGCUACGAAUCGCUUCUUUUUCAAACAGCCCUCUCUGACGGACCAAAUUGACCAGGCUGUCUCAGUAGCGUUGAAUGCGUUGACCGGUGCCCAUGGCAAAAUGCAUGCUACCAGUGUUACUCGCAAUGCUGUGGUGCGUGACAAGUCCCUUAAGAGCCGGGAUGAUUUGUACUGGCAGACCAUGGUGGCCUCGGAGAACCCCACUGCGGCUGGGGAAGGGAAGAUCCUCAACAAUAUUUGGGAAGAGGAAGAAGUGGCUCGAGCCAUGUCGCGGGCGAUGGCUGGCCAAGGAGGUAUUGACCUGGCUCAGUUGGGUGUCAGUGCGAAUGACUUUGUGCGAGGGGUGACGGAGGGUUUGGAGUAA
Messenger RNA from Penicillium antarcticum, 1125 nucleotides. RefSeq lists its product as uncharacterized. Bases 1 to 1125 code for a protein of 374 amino acids. NCBI's taxonomy places the organism in Eukaryota, Fungi, Ascomycota, Eurotiomycetes, Eurotiales, Aspergillaceae. The transcript is spliced from 2 exons. The record is from RefSeq and is a predicted model, not a curated record.